GGUGAGAGGAGCCGGUGGGAAAUGCCCUGGUUAGGGUCUGCUGUGCUGGGGGGCUUUCUCAAUGCGCUUCUGAUCCUGUUAAAACUGUACUGGAGGAAACUGGCAAGGGGUAGGCUCUAUUCUGUUCAGAGAACUGCUAUGGUGAAAUGAAAGCUGAUGGUCAUGCUUUUAGAAGAGGUAUUGUCAAGCUUAUUUACCGAGUGGCAAGAGGGUUUGUUCUAGAUGCGUUCUGGAAACAAUAGUGGUAAUCCAGCAGAAAAGAAUAGGCUGUGCAAACAAAACAACAAAGCCAACAAGUGUGCCCGUUUACCUCAUCUUCAGAGCUGUCAUUUGGCCAAAUGGCCUGGGAGUUCUUGUAACCACUUUCCAUAUCUGAAAUAAGGUUUGUUUUUAACAAACAGUGUUUAAAUAAAACGUGUUUGUGGGACUGGAAAGCGAUGCCUUAGGCUGUCGUCUGUGUGGUAGGAAUGGUGGCCUGGCGGGGUGGGAAUGGUGAGGCUGAUGGUUGCCUUGGCCCUGUCGUUCAUCUUCUGUGGUCCUUGAGCAGCUCACGUCACUCCCGCCUGUUUGCCCUCCGUAGGCAAGCUGUAUUGCACCGUUUCUGUACUUUUGAAGGGUGGCGAGGGUAAAACACGGUGAGAGAUUGCAAGGCACUGAGAAGCGUCACGUGCGUUGAAGAGCUAAGUAGGUCUUAGUUGAGUCAUCGUGCUUCAUGUUGCCAUUUCAGGAGGAUGCUUUGUGGCAGAGAAUGGGUAGGAAGAGCAGUCUAGGCUGGUUGAAUGAAUGUGGAAACGCUUUUGUUCUAGCUGGAUUAGACAAUGUGUUCCCCUCCUCUGUUUAACCUGACCUGUUUUACGUUUUUCUAUUUCAACUGUUGCUAUCCUUUUCUCUUUUAACUGCUUCUUUAUUAUCAGAUCUCAUCCUCUUGCUGCUGGUGUGUUUGCAGUAACAGACCUUUUGCCCACCGGUGGCUUCCCACUGGCUCCGUGCCUGCGUGCUGGUUUGGGUGCUGUGCGUUACAGCCGGCUGCAGGCUGUGUCUGCGCUGGCUGACCAGGUGGCAGUGUCACUGCAGCACUGUGCAGGCUGCUGCUUUCUGGUGCUGGCUGGGCUUGUCUGGGUGUGGGGGUACGGAGAUGGUCAAGAGUUUCGAGCUGGGACAUCAGUGACUCUCUUCAAGCUGGAGGUGGGGGGGUCCCCACCUCUUCAAGCUAGAGGGUGUAUAUGGGUCCAACAGGACCUGUGCUGAUGUCUUGGUUUUCCUGUGUAGAUUUAUCCCAUGCUUUCUGUGCUCUGUUUUCUUGUCCAAAAUUAAAAUCAUACAGUGCUAUGGACAAGUGCUGUGUGUUGUUGUGUAUCUUGUGCAUCCAACAAGAUGAUGAUCCUGAGUCAUUGCUGUAGAAGAAAAAAACAUUUCUUAUAUGCCCCGAGUCUUCUGGCUGUCUUGUAGAAUCACGUUGGUGCAGUCAAUUUAAGCGCUGAUGGAGUAAGGAAACAACUGAAAAUGUCUCAGAAUCCUGACAAGCCGCAUUCAAGCGAAGAAAAGUUGAGUGGUUUGGAGGAUGGUCAGGAGAGCUUGGACAACCCGGAUCAGUCAAUCAGAAAAAGAAUACGACAGAGUGCUCCAGGUUCAUACAGAGAUGAUACACCAAAGUCUAGCCCUCCUCGGCCUGUGUCGGUGGAAGAGCUAAUGGAAACAGCCAAGGGAGUAACCAACAUGGCACUAGCACAUGAAAUUGUUGUUAAUGGAGACUUCCAGAUCAAACCAGCUGAAUUACCAGAACACAGCUUGGAAAAAAAAGUAAGAGAUAUUGUGCAUAAAGCUUUCUGGGAUUGUCUGGAAGCUCAGCUAAAGGAGGAUCCACCGACAUAUGACCAUGCAAUUAAACUAUUGGGAGAAAUUAAAGAGAAUCUCCUGUCUUUCUUGUUGCCUGGCCAUACAAGACUAAGAAAUCAGAUUACAGAAGUUCUUGAUUUGGAUUUGAUAAAACAAGAGGCAGAGAAUGGGGCCCUGGACAUUUCUAAGUUGGUAGAAUUUGUUAUUGGAAUGAUGGGGACUCUCUGUGCUCCAGCUCGAGAUGAAGAAAUAAAGAAACUGAAAGAUAUUCAUGAAAUAGUUCCUCUGUUCAGAGCAAUUUUCUCUGUAUUAGACCUAAUGAAAAUGGAUAUGGCAAACUUCGCUGUCAGUAGUAUUAGGCCAAAAUUAAUGCAGCAGUCUGCUGAAUAUGAAAGAAAGAAGUUUCAGGAGUUUCUUGAGAAACAGCCAAAUUCUUUAGACCUUGUCACGAACUGGUUGCAAGAAGCAGCAGAUGAUCUUGCGAAGCUGAGAAGUAACAAGUUACCUCCCCACGGUAGUGGUGAUGGUGCUGCUGGUGAAGCUUCUGCAUUGUGCUCCACUGCUGUACAAAAUCAAGCAUAUCUGAAGCUACUAAAGUGGGAUCACAUAAACAGGCCUUUCCCAGAAACAGUGCUAAUGGACCAGAGCCGCUUUCAGGAAAUACAGCUGGAACUGGAACAACUCCUCUUGACUGGGACUGUCCUUUUGGUCACGUUCAGUGCAGCAGGCUCAGCACUUGUUGAUAUUCCUGGAUUUGCUGAGAAAAUCAAAACCAUUGUCAAGGUGCUGCUGACAGGAAUGCAUCUUCCCUCCUUUAACCUGAAGGAAUCUUUGGCUACCGUUGGUGAAAAGGUGUGCGCUGAAGUCAACAGCUGCCUUUCCCAGCAUGGGUUCACACCAUUCACAGCUGAGAGAGAGGCUGUACUUAAAGGACAAAUCCAAGCAGUGGCCAAUCCUGAUAACACCAUAUGUAAGCUAAUAGAUUCUCGAAUUCAAAAGUUUCUGGAGAAUUAUCUUGCAUCUAGUCACCAGAAAUCAUUACCCGCUAUUCCUGGAGGAUUAGGUCCUAUUCAAAGAGAGCUGGAAGAGAUUGCUGUCAAGUACGUCCGUCUGGUCAACUACAACAAAAUGGUCUUCAGCCCUUAUUAUGAUGCUGUUCUUGCCAAAAUACUGACUGAGGAAGAAUCCCAACUUGUAGGGAACUCAAAAGAAUCAUAAAUGCAGUUUGUGUGCUACGAAUACAGUAUUAAAUUUGUCAGCUAUUUAAAAAAAUGCACCAAUAUUUGUCUAGGAAAACAGCUUUUCAUGUAGACACCAGUUCCUUUUAACUCACUAGUGAUGACUAAUGAGGAAGAUCAAUGAAUUGCGAUAAGGGUUCUGAAGGAAAUGACGAAAGAGAGAUGCAUUUUUAAUGUAAGUUUGCAACGUUGGGAGAGGGAAUGUCCUGGUAGUUUUCUGGCUGCAAUUUUUAGAUUUUUGAGUGGGUGCUAGGUAGGGUAAGUUUAAGAACCAAACUUUGUUUUUAAGUGGAUCAUUUUAAGGCUUUUUACUCUAAUUUAUCAUGAAUUUCUUUUAAUUCAUUCAGAGAUUAACAGUGGUCCUUCCCUCCAGAGGUAAUUUGGCUUUGAAAAGAUCUUACUUUAGAGACUUAAGAAGUAAGCUAAAAUUGUAGAUAGGAGAAACUUUAACAGGCAGAAAACAAAGCCAAACAGCACUUUACUGUAACAUUAUGGUUAGUAUGGUAGACUACUAGUUUUUUCUGCAUUUUUGAUAGCAUUUUUUUGCUGUUUACCUUCAGAUGUAACAAAACACGAUAUAUUUUUGUAGCAAAUUUUCUGGUUAUUGGGUAACUGUCCUCUGCUUUGUACAGUACUUACAAAGGUGGCAAUCUUAUAGAUUGCAGCUGUUAUUUAUCUCUUGUAAAGUCUUCAGAAAGGCAGAGCUAAAAUGUUUUGAUAAAAGUGGCAUUUCUUACCUUUUUUUUUGCAAGUAGUUUACUCCUUUUUAUGUGAAAUAGUACUUUUAAAGUAAAUCUUUGUCAUUUUCAGAAGGUGGAUUUUAAGUGUGUGAAACUUUAGGCUGAAAAUUUUACUUGUUUUAUAAAACUACAACUUGAGAUGGUUGCAUAUUCAAUCAUGUUUUUGAAACUAUCCAGGAAGUGCAGAGCACUCUCAGAUGUGUGCAUGAAUUUAAAUUUACAGUGGGAAGUGAAUUAUUUAGUGUUAGUUUGAAUACACAGGGAAUAUUUUCAAUAUUUUUUUUUCACUUUAUAGGGGUGUUCUUGAAACUUGAAAUAUUUUUAGAUAUUGAAUUUAAUUAGUUACAUGUUGUAUAGAUGAUUGUUCACAGAAGAGCUCAGUGAUCUUACAGCCUUAUUGCAAUUUCAAACUCAGCUAGGAGGUAAGUACCUUUUGAAGUUUUCCUCUAGUUAUUGGGCAUAACACUGUAUUACAGUAAUCAAAAUUUGAUGAAUUAAUGAAAACAAAGUUCAUAAUUAAUAAUAGCAAGUGUCCUAAAUGCUAGACUGUAUCCAAAAUAGAAUGUGUGUUCUUCUUUAAAUACAUAUAUAGAUAUGUAAAAUAAAUAAAUGGCCCUUCUACUGCUAACAUCCAGGUUUGUUUUAUUAAUCAACUAGUCAACCAAAAUAAUAGGCCUUCUAGAAGGAAGCACUUAAUUAUGAAUCAUUGUUGAUGCUUUCCUUUCCAGCUUUGCUUUAGAUGUCAGCAUGGAUAUAGCUGCACUAAAUUUGAGUUCGGAUGAAGACCUUUUGUUCUGUAUUAGCCUGUGCAACUAUUAAACCAUUUUUUUCUCAUUCAUUACAAAUCUGCCUUCCCCAAAGGGAAAAAAAGAAACACAUCUCUGUAGCAAGAGCUCACCAGCUCAGACAAGUGAUUUUUUCCCUUGACUAAGUUUACUCAAAUAGUAAAAUGGAUGUCUGUCUUUGCAUAUUUCUUUGGUAACUCAAAAAUGAGUAGGUUUUUGAUGUGGUCUAUUUAUUUAUUUGAAUCAGAUAAGGUUACUACAGAGGUCUUCAAGAUUGCUGCAUCUGCUUAAUGUACUUUGUUAUUAGUGCAGAUUCCACCUUGAAAUACAGUCUCUAUCUCUGCAGCUCCAAGAAAUUAAUUCAGUGAUCAGGGUAACAAAAAAGCUACUCAAAACAUUAUUUCUAGAGUUUGGAAAAAGAAAAAAAAGAAAAGGAAAAACAGAAAAAACUGUUUUCCUUUUUAUAAUUGAGUGUUGCUGAAGUUAGAAAUUGCUGCUGUUAUUUUACACUUUACCAUUGCCUAGAGGCUUCUUUUAAAGGCCCCUGUGAACUAAGCAUAUUACAAAAAGUUUGAUGCUGUAGGUGAUGGUCUGAAGGAUGUGGGAAGGAACAACAUCAUGGUGAAACAACAUAGUUGGAAAAGUAUGUGACUGAUGACAAAAUGAAUGGGACUAAAUUAUGAAUAGAUAAAAUUGUACUUACUUAAUCUAGGCGAUGGCUGCUCCCAGUUCUGGAAUUCAGGGUCCAUGACUGCCAGCUCCUGCUUACUCUGACAUCAAGGCAUGGAUUGUGCUGCUGCUAGUGCAUGCGUAUUGCUCGCUGGGUCGAUACAUUAAGUCCCAUCUUUCCUCUCAGUAGGAGUUUGCUGUAGAAAAAAGUCUUCAUGUAGAAAAAAAGUGUAAUACUUACAGCUGGCUCCUCUCUCACCUUUGGGGUUACACACUGGGAACGAGUGCCUCAAUUUUUGUAAGCUUUUGUAGGCCUUUCAACAGUAAAAGAUCUAAAGAGGCUGUAAUAAAUACCCACAAGUAUAAAUUCCAUUAGUGAUUUUUCCCUGUUUUUUUUUUUAAUGAUAGUGGUUGACAAGUAGUUUCUCCACAUUGUCUUUAAAACAAAUAGGCAAAUAUCAUUUAAGUGACAAAGCAAAAAAGAAAUACUAGGAUUGGUAAGACCAGACCUUACCUCCAUGUGAAUAUUUAUGUGGGUAUACGUAUGUUGUGUCCAUCUUUCAGUCUGGUAGAUAGCAGCAGUGACCUGCAGUCAUCUCUACUGCUGGUGGUGGAAUUGUCUUCCAACUUGUCUGACAAGUAUCUUAAUUCCUGUAGUUCAUGGGGUUCUUGUGGUCUUACAAGAAUGCAGUUCUGAAUAGGCGGUUACAAGUUAAAAUCUAAAGUAUACAUAGAAACUGCUUCAAAAGUUCAUACAGCCUUUUUGUUAGCUUGUUUGAUAAUAACAAGUUAAACUAUGUAGCUAAUAUAUUAACAUUUAGCUUUGUAUAUUAUUAAGCGGAAGACCAAUGCAGAUAUAUCCAGGAACAGAUUGUGUUAGCUAGUACGCCUGGACAAUCAGCAUUAGAUUUGUUCCAAGUAUGUCUUACGAUGGUGUCAUCUUUAAACAGUCAUGGAAUUAAAAGCAAAAAUAUACUGUAUCCUCUAGAGGAAUUGGAAAAAAAAAAAAAAAAGCUAAUUCGAAUAUGUAUUGCUCUUACCAAUUUCCUGUGAUGGUUUUAAUUCUUAUUAACGUUGUUCUUGAAGUGGCUGACUAAUAUUUAAAAAGUAAUUUAUUGUGUUUGAAUAAAACCAGAAUGAGGCA
Messenger RNA from Cygnus olor (mute swan), 6412 nucleotides. RefSeq names its product t-complex 11 like 1 (gene TCP11L1). NCBI's taxonomy places the organism in Eukaryota, Metazoa, Chordata, Aves, Anseriformes, Anatidae. Gene Ontology annotation, biological process: signal transduction. The record is from RefSeq and is a predicted model, not a curated record. The transcript is spliced from 10 exons. The coding region runs from base 1504 to 3054 and encodes 516 amino acids.